AUUGUGGAUUACCCAAAUUGGGAUGACGAUAGGACAUUUCACUUUCUUUCGCAAUAUUUCUGAUCAUGACUCAACCACUAGGAAAGGGGAUUGCUUACUCUCAGCCACGUUUUCGCUUAUGCUUAGUCAAGUGAGGAUUCCAUUCGAAGUAACGUAACAGGAGCACCAUCUUCAAAACUUCUCGGGAUCCGGAGUUUUUCGAUAAAAGGUCCCAUCCUUCAAUAUCAUGAUUGGGUCAACCAGGCCAGAUCAUAAGUGAAAUAGUUUGAUCGGGUCGACCAGGUCAGGCCCGAUCAUGAGUGAAUAGAAAAUCGAAAACGUACAUAGCUGUUCCAGCGGAAAUACUUUGUUUAAUUCUACCACUUCUACUAGGAGUAGCCUUUUUAGUGCUAGCUGAACGUAAAGUAAUGGCUUUUGUGCAACGUCGAAAGGGUCCUGAUGUAGUGGGAUCGUUCGGAUUGUUACAACCUCUAGCAGAUGGUUUGAAAUUGAUUCUAAAAGAACCUAUUUCACCAAGUAGUGCUAAUUUCUCCCUUUUUAGAAUGGCUCCAGUGGCUACAUUUAUGUUAAGUCUGGUCGCUUGGGCCGUUGUACCUUUUGAUUAUGGUAUGGUAUUGUCAGAUCCGAACAUAGGGCUACUUUAUUUGUUUGCCAUAUCUUCGCUAGGUGUUUAUGGAAUAAUUAUAGCAGGUUGGUCUAGUAAGACGGGGGGCGGCCGUUCGGUCGCCUAUGAUAUACGGACCAAUUGGUCAAAAAUGGGUUUGUGCCGCAGGUGUUGAACGAUCUACUCUACACAGGUGUGGGCUUACAGGGCUAGGGCUCAUAAACCCUUUCUUUCAUUCAUCAAGGGGUCGGUCACUUUUCCGGGCCGGGAUCGA
Molecule: messenger RNA, 878 nt
Organism: Triticum aestivum (bread wheat)
Lineage: Eukaryota; Viridiplantae; Streptophyta; Magnoliopsida; Poales; Poaceae
Product: NADH-ubiquinone oxidoreductase chain 1-like
Exons: 1
Coding region: 408-779 (123 amino acids)
Biological process (GO): aerobic respiration
Cellular component (GO): respiratory chain complex I; membrane
Molecular function (GO): NADH dehydrogenase activity
Source: RefSeq, a predicted model, not a curated record